AUGAAACCGGCGAGAGAUCUGCUCGAGGAGGACAUCGUCAAGCUUGCGCGCGCCAAGAAUGUCAAGGAGGGGAAGUGGAUGCUCUUUCCCUCGCCUAAGCAUGUGGAUGGGGUGUGGGCUAAAGUUGCGAGGGCGACGUGGGAGGGGGAGCUGGGGGUGGGUGCUAAGGUUGCGACGAAGAAUGAGGAUGAUGAUGACGAGAGGUCGGAGAAGAGUCGGUUGGUCUGUGUGUAUACGCGGGAUGUUGAGGAUCGCGUGGAUGUGGAGAGGGUGCUACAGAAGCUGGUGGGGAUGGGGUUGGUGGGUGGUGAGCAGGGCAUCUUUUAUAAAUGUGAUGCUUACACGUAUCUGGAUGUUAUGGGUGGGAAUGAGUGGAAGUUGAAGGCGAGCAUGUAUGGGAGUAGGGAGAUGUUGAAGAAGGGAUGA
Messenger RNA from Endocarpon pusillum Z07020, 426 nucleotides. RefSeq lists its product as uncharacterized. The transcript has a single exon. NCBI's taxonomy places the organism in Eukaryota, Fungi, Ascomycota, Eurotiomycetes, Verrucariales, Verrucariaceae. The record is from RefSeq and is a predicted model, not a curated record. Bases 1 to 426 code for a protein of 141 amino acids.